AGAGAGAGCUCUCCGUGGUGCUGAAGGCAGAAAAACAAGCUCCAGUUACAGUGCAAGCCAAACGGAUAUCAUACAUGGCGCGCAAGAGAGAAAUAUAAAACCAGCAAAAAGAGGCACAAGUGCUGAGCUGAAGGCACCCCGCGAAAGGAAACAUGAAGAAGGGAGGAGAGGUCAAAAGGAUGACGUUGUAGUGGAAGGUGGCUACAGUAAGCAGUGGGCGUGUCCUUGUUUUGAUCUAUCGCUGGGAAGCCCGGUGUCAUCUGCUUCAGCAGAGACUUGACAGCCCAGACCUGUGAGGACCGGCUCAAACGGGUGUACAGGGAAUGUUGUACCUGGAAAACUGCACACGCUCGGCUCUACCUCACUGUCUCUCUGGAUGAGGAUCAGCUAUGUGGCACACUGUGGGAAAUUUUGUGCAUUUGGACAACCAGAAAGAGGAGGGAGUUGUUUUUUAAAGACAAUUCGAAAAACUGUCCAGGCUGGAAGUGCAAGUGGAGUCUGAGGUGAGACUUGUGUCAUGCUUGCGGCGGCGGCCGUGGCGGCAGCGGGUGCGGUCUGCGGCUCCACUGCGUCUUCCUUCCCUCUCUAACAUGUGCUGAUAUGUGGAGCAGUAAAGCUGGCACCUGUAUAGGAGUUUGACAUCUUUCUCUGCCCGGGGGGGAGGGAGCAUUGGGCUGGGCAUGCACCGGAUGGCCCAGUUCCCCACGACUACGAACCUAAUACUGGGUCACAGGGACUCCUUCUAGCAAUGCAGUUGGACCAUACAAUGGAUGGACGUCUCUGUGGAAUUAACAGUGCACUGGUUCUCCAGCAAAGGUCAGAGUUCACUUGUGUGUGCUGGACCUGUCAGGGGAAGACAAAAAACAUAUUGGUUCACAAAGGCCCAUUUGGAAAAACCUGAAGAAUGAUGAGCUCCAAGGAGGAGGAAACUCUUCGCUUUUUCCAGUAUGUCGAAGAGAAUGGGCUGAGAGCCUACAACGGCCUAGUGGCUCAGAACCUGGACCAUGCCAGGAAUGAGAAAAAUAGGAUAUUCCUGCAAGAGAAAAACGACAAGAAGAGAAAACAGGAGGAAGCCAUAAGAAGGACGGGAGAGGACAUAGCAACAGAAGGCAAGCACUUACGUAUGGGCUCCAUCACCAUGCCAGAACCCCAGGAACGCAUGCCCAUGCACCAUCCGCAUGCUCUGGCCUGUGGGCAGGGCUUCUCGGUGCGCUCCCAGUCCCUUCACUCUGUCGGCGGCGGUAGCAACAGCGGGGGUGGAGAGGAAGAGGUGGGGAGUCCGACAUCUAGGAAGCAGCCCCCACCCAAACCAAGGAGGGAUCCAGCCACCAAGCUCAGUAUGUCGUCUGAGGCGGUGGACCACAGUCCCGUGUCCACCUGCCGUGGAGACAGAUGUGACGCACAAGGAUGCAGUGAAGACUGCAGGAGGGUGCCACCACCCAAACCCAAGAGGAACCCAAACACACAGCUGAGCGUUUCCUUCGACGAGUCCUACAUUAAAACCCAUGGAGGCGGAGGCGGCUGCCCUGCCAGAGCGCUUCACCACAUCGGCUUCCCAUACGAGCGCAACACCUCUCCACCGCAGAGCGACGAGAGCCCCACUGACGACUGUGACGACGAGCCGGUCUAUAUCGAGAUGGGCGGCAUUGAUGUGGGAGCGAGAGAACUCUGCAAGAGUGAGGACGAGGAACCCGGGGAGUCAGUGUAUGAGGAGAUGAAGUACCCCAUGCUGGAUGAUAUGGAGUACCGUACCGACCCAGUGGGAUGUCGCUCUGCAUGCCCUACUCCGGCUCCAUAUGACCCUGAACCUCUUAGUCGAUGCUCCACUCCUCGAAACAUUCCCUUCUGUGACAUUCCUGCACCGUUUCCCAAUUUACUUACCCACAGGCCUCCAUUGUUGGUGUUCCCCCCCGCACCAGCCCAGUGCUCACCCAACUCGGACGAGUCUCCCCUUACCCCUCUAGAUGUUACCAAAUUGCCAAUGAUGGACAACCAAUCAUCCUACAGUAAAUCCCCAACCUCCUCUGCCGAGCCACCCUCCUCUGCACACGUCCGUAGGGAGCUCACGGCCACCCCUACCCUAACCGUCUCCGGGCGGUCCUCCGCACCUCCACUGCCAUGUACACUCUACAAAACCUCUUCCUCAUCCUCCUAUCAGCGCAGCCACUCGGCGUGUCCAUCUCCAGUGAGCAUGGGCCGCUGUCUCACCCCGUUGAGCCUCAUGCGGACACCACCAUUUGAUGCUACAACUCCAUUCCCAGGGGGGCUGCCGAGGAGCGCCUCCGCCACUCCUCAUGGCAAAGGGUCGCCGCCCCAUGAUGGCGUGGGGCGGCUCCAUGGCUCCAUGCAGAAUGUGUCGACAGGACGUUCACGGACACCAACGAGCCCGCUGGAUGAGCUGACCAACCUGUUCACCACCGGGAGGAACAUGCUGAAGAAGAACGCCAGUGGGAGAAAAUCGAAAGAGCCUGGAGAGACUGAGGCCAAAAGUAAGUCCCACAGUGAGUCCAAGCGUGAAGGCAAAGAGCGCCACAGUCACAGCCACAGUAAGGAAUCCAAGCGAGAGUCCAAGGAGCGCCACAACAAAGAGUCGUCUCACCGCAGAGACAAAGACAGAGAGAGAGACAAAGACAGAGACAGAGACAGAGACAAAGUCAGAUCCAGCAAUGUGGAGUCACUGUCUCACAGGCGUAACAGCAAAGACCGUAGUGACAUAGACGCGCCACCAGUUCGCAGGGACAGCAGGGACCAAGCCUACAGCAGCGUUGAGCCCAUCCCUACCAGAUGGGAUUCCAAAGAGCGGAGCUGCAGUUCUGUUGAACCCAUCCCGUUGAUACGAAGAGACUCAAAAGAAAGAGCAAUCAGCAAUGGAGACCUGAUGCCUCGAAGAGAUAGCAAGGACCGGGGGGGCGGACACGGAAUGGAGUGUUUGCUGAAACAGGACAGCAAAGACAGAGUACUGGAUCAGCCACCUGAGCUAUUACCGAGACAGGACAGCAAAGAGGGUGCUAGGAAUGGUGUCGACUCCAGACAUGAAAGCAGAGAAAGACUGUUGGAUCAACCGCCGGAACUCUUACCCCGACAGGAUAGCAAGGAGAGAGUCAGGAACGGCGUGGACUCGAAGCAUGAAAACAGAGAUAAGCCGCCUGAGCUUCUACCCAGGCAGGAGGGCAAAGACAGGGCUAGAACUGGUGCAGAACACAGGCACGAUAGCAAAGAUUAUCGGCCUGAUUUGUUACCCCGACAGGACAGCAAGGAGAGGGCACGGAAUGACGUGGAACACAGAUAUGAGGGCAGAAUCGACCAGCCCCCUGAGAUCCUCCCCCGACAAGAAACAUCCAGGAGCAGCAAAGACAGGGCAGGAUACAAUUCAGAAUCCAAGAACGAGGGGAGAGAUAGGCUCAUCCACAAUGGAGGAGACCUCCCUCCACCUCUUCUACCCAGGCAGGACAGUAAAGAUCUGAGCCGAACUGGGCUUGAGGUGAGACGAGACAGUAAAGACAGAAGUCUCAAUGGUUCAGACCAUCACAACCAGUAUGACGGGAAAAUCACCAAGAGCCCUACAGCCAUGGAGUACAGGUACAGACCGGACGGAACGCCGCGACGAGAAAACAGAGCCAAUCACAGUAUGGACCCUUCAAAAGCACAAGAGAGGAACCAGCAUUCAUCCACCACGACACCUACACACAACAGUAAAUCAACUGGGAGCCCUCCAGUGACUGCAGGAACCGGGAAUGAUAUGAAAGCAACACCUAAAUACGCUCGCUCACCUUCCAUGCCUGCUAACCCUUCCCCGUUGGGGACGCCACAAAGGAGAGCAGCAGACACUCACCAGAGCCAGAUGCCCCAGAUGCCGUGGAUAUGUGGCGACAACACCAUGCUGGAGCAGAUCGAGAGGAAACGCACGCUCUGCAAAGAAAUCCGCUCCAGACAACACCCCCACCUCCAGCGAUAUCUGGAGAAGCCUCCUGCAGACAGGAGCGAGGACAGACACCAUGAGCGGAGUCAAUGCAAGCAAGAAAGCGCCUCGGUCCUCCCAGCUUGUGGGAAGAGCAGCGGGGCCAAAAAGAUCCGUCCUCCCCCGUACCCUACACAGACAACUGUCUUCUGGGACACUGCCAUCUGACCUGCCGCAUCUGCUCCAAAAAAAAGCUGUUCGGAUUUAAGCCCCUCCCUCUCCACGUGGAGACGCCAAUUCGAGCACCAGAGGCAUGAUGCUCGCUGAUGUCAAAGGACAAUGGUGUUACCAUAGCAAUAUUUCUGCUUGUUCAGGUUGUCAUUUUUUCUUAUCAUCGCCGGUAUGAUAUUUGAUAUUUUUCUAUUUCUUGUGGCUGGAUUCUUGUAAUAUAACUAGUAGAGUAGAUAUUUGAUGAAUAGAUAUUUUCUAAAUCAGAUUAAAAGAGGAUUAAAAAGCAUCCUAAAUUAUGUAUAGUAGAUGUAGAUGCAAUCUAAUGUUUGUUUUAUAUUAUUUUAUCUUAUGUUGUUAUUGCUUACUUUGAGCUGAAAGCAUAAUCUAUGAAUACUGGUACUUAAUUUUCUUAUGCCCAAAUCAUUUUUUUUUUGGUGCCGAAUGACACUAAAACGAACGGACUAUUCCAUUUUGUCUGCAUCUGUUUUACAUUUUUACUGCUGUAUUGUAAGUUUAGGAGUGGCGUCAACAUUAGGGAUGGGUGUUAAUAGUCAAUUCAUUGAAAAAGAAAUGACAAGUUAAUGCAGAAAUUGAGGCAUAAUCAAGUGCAUUACUCGGCUGCAACCAGCAGAGGCGCUGUUGAUUCAGUCUCCAUUUGUCUGCGGUUUAAAGAAGUAAAACAUGAACACUUCCAUGGAAAUGAGCAUUUAAAAAGGAGUUGAGAACAUAGAGAGAAAGAUUAUCUUAAUUAGGGAUGCACAAUAUUUUUUUUUCAAGCCGAUACUAAUAACUUCCUAUUUCUUAAGGAUACUGAUAACAUUUUGAAGCUAUGUAACAAUUUAACUGUAGUUUUAUGCACAGAUGGGGUUAAGAAUGACUUGAUAAAAUUGGAUUUGACAAACAGAUUUGUAGAUUUGUCCUUAUCAGAUAUCGUGACAUCAUGACUACUACAAGUAGCAGCAUCUUGAAAAUGCAAACGCAGCUUCUUUGGUGGCACAUGCGUCUUGGUGGGCUUUCCAGGCGCCGUUGUGGCGAUGCUGGUGGGGUUGGAUGUGCUGAGGGUUGAUUUUUUUGUCUCUCUUUGCAAAGUGUUUGGUGUUCGAGGUAGUGAGGGGGUCCCACACAAUCGACUGCAUGUUUGUUUACAAGUCACAUGUCGAAGUAAAAUUUGCUCACCUUACAAUACAGUACGGUAAUCUUGCCUCAUCUGUGCUAUUUGCUAAUGUUAUGGAAUUCAUCGGUACACCCCUAAUCUUUAUUAAUGGAUGAAUUUCCCAAUAAUCCCAAUUAUUGGUUUCAGGUUUCAGAUUUCUCUCCAGCGUGUUCUAGAAUGUACAACACCCAGACCUAGAACACAAGCAGAAAUCCUCACGCGCUUCAGUUUGUGUGUUACGGUAACAGGUCACUUCAUCAAAGCCUUUUAAAAAUGAAAUCUGGAGUGUUCUAAGAGGGGGCAGAGAAAGUGUAGUAUGUUUCUGUUGUACUUUUUGAUACCCAUGCGGGUGUGUGUCAGGCGAGCGGUAGCAAAUUAGAAUAUUUACAUUAUGAACCGUAUCAUUUCCAAAACCAGCCAAAGCCUGUUAAAAACUGUGUGGUUGCACUUUGGGUGUUUGGUUCUAUGAAAUCAUGGGGUCGGUGGCAAUAGCUGGUUGAUUGAUUGCCAGCGCCUUUACUUUGCCAUGCACACUGCAAGCACGAGGAGUGCAAAUACUUGAUGCCAACAACCAGCCUGUACAAUCAACACCUGAGCUUUUAGGACAUUUCUUAAUUUUCCUGCAGAUUAUAAUAGCCAUAUGCACUUGCUUAUUAAUAAGAAAUACCUUUCAAGAUGAUGCUUAUAUACAGUAUAUAUUUUUGAAAACAGUAGCGAGCUUUGCCAUGUAAAGUUUUAUUUGGCGGGGAGGUGAAAAAAACAAAAAGCUUCAUUCAGGAUUGGCUGUGUGUGACAUCAUGCAGUCCCUCCAUAACUUGGCUGGGAACAAAGAUCACAUAGGACCUAUAUCAUGGCAACACCUCAAAACAACUAGAUCAGAAGGACAGGGGUCUCUAACUCUUUUGGAGGUUUUGUAAAUAAAACUGCACUACCCAUCAUGUUCCAUCACAUCAGGCUGGUAACAAUGUCCCCACCCACCCCUACCCCACC
Doryrhamphus excisus (bluestripe pipefish) is the source of this 6272-nucleotide messenger RNA. RefSeq names its product neuronal tyrosine-phosphorylated phosphoinositide-3-kinase adaptor 2b (gene nyap2b). NCBI's taxonomy places the organism in Eukaryota, Metazoa, Chordata, Actinopteri, Syngnathiformes, Syngnathidae. Gene Ontology annotation, biological process: phosphatidylinositol 3-kinase/protein kinase B signal transduction; neuron projection morphogenesis. The record is from RefSeq and is a predicted model, not a curated record.